Messenger RNA from Parascedosporium putredinis, 624 nucleotides. The record is from the annotation of a GenBank genome assembly. NCBI's taxonomy places the organism in Eukaryota, Fungi, Ascomycota, Sordariomycetes, Microascales, Microascaceae.
AUGUGCAUCCGACCAUCCCCUAACAUCGACCGGCUCGCGCCACCAGUGAUCAAGAUGGCUAUCAUUCGUGAUUUUUAUAACCAGCAGACGCUCGGCGCAAACCUCCACGAGAAGCUCAAUCAGUCCAAGGUUCUCAUGUUCCUCUUCCGACACGAACACAUCAAGAAGUCCAAGUCUUUGGUUGCGAAGGAGGUCGCGCAAAAGUUUAACCCGGACGCCAACAUCACUGCCUACCAUGCGAACAUCAAAGACGCGCAGUUCGGCGUCGAGUGGUUCCGCGGUUUUACCCUCGUUUUCAACGCGCUGGAUAACCUUGAAGCCCGGCGACACGUGAACAAGAUGUGCCUUGCUGCAGACGUACCGUUGAUCGAGAGCGGUACGACGGGCUUCAACGGGCAGGUUCAAGUUAUCAAGAAGGGCGUGACCGCUUGCUACGAUUGUAGCCCCAAGGAGACACCGAAGUCGUUUCCCGUAUGCACAAUUCGCAGCACACCAAGCCAACCUAUUCACUGUAUAGUAUGGGGCAAGAGCUACCUUCUUAAUGAGAUUUUGGAACCAGCGAGGAUGAAUCCGCAUUCGAUCACACGGUUGACGCAGACAAUGCGCAAGAAAUCGAGGAGCUGA